GACGCACUGUAGUAACUCACUUCCUGGUAGGACUGUCUUCCUGGUAGGACUGUAACACUAUGGAGUCUCGCGUUGUGGCUGUAUUUCUCACGCUCCUCUGGCAGUCAUCAGGCAGCUGUCCUAACGGUACAUACGGUUUCCAGUGUGGCUACAGAUGUAACUGUGACCAAGACAAGUGUGAUUCUACUUCCGGCUGCAGACCGCCAGCCUGUUACCCAGGAUGGUCUGGUCCGACAUGUGAGACACAUAAUGUUGCGAGGAAGAAAGCUACAUCAUCCAGUGGAGAGGGCAAUUACCCGUCAUCCCAUGCCACGGACGGAAGCACUGCAAGCGGGUAUCUUGUCUGUAUAGAAACAGCGCCUAGCAACCCCAACUGGUGGCGUGUGGAUCUCAAUGACACAGUGCUGAUACGUGAGGUCACCAUCUACUUCAGACUUGACUACAAACCAAGAAGGAAUGGUAUCCAGGUGUACAUGACCAACUUCACUGAUGCCCCGAGUGGUGUUAACUGCUACAACGUGACAGGAAGAAGUGAUGGACGUGACAUUGCUGACGUCACACGGGCACCUUGCUCUGGCACGGGGCGCUACAUUUUACUUUACACAACAGUGAACAAUGCUGGACACAGUCUGCCUAUACUUGACUUUUGUGAGGUAGAAGUAGAUGUGUGCAGUCCUGGUACUUUCGGCGCUGAGUGUGACAAUUACUGCCAUUGUGACGGUGACGUGUGCAACUACGUCAGCAGCAUCUGUCCCAGUGGAACGUGUAUGUCAGGCUGGAGGGGCAACAGUUGCAACACCACAUGUCCAAUGGGUGAAUACGGACGAAGCUGCUCCAAGCGAUGCACAGACAGAAUGUGUAAGGACAACACCUCCGGCUGUAAUCAUGCAACUGGUGAAUGUUCAGAUGGAUGUCUGGCAGGCUACCAAACACCGGACUGCACACAGAAAUGCGUCGAUACGUAUGGAGAGAACUGCACAAGAAGCUGCUCAGCCAGACAUUGUAGAGACACGCCACAAUCUGUAUGUGAUCACGUGACUGGAUGGUGUAAAGGAGGCUGCAGUCCUGGAUGGAAAGAUGUCGAUUGCACAACAGGCUGUGUCCAAGAUGUGGAGUAUGGUGCCGGAUGUACAGGAAACUGCAGUGCCCGGAUGUGUGAGGGAGGGUCGGGCACCUGUCCCCGGGACACAGGGUUGUGUAGUGAUGGGUGCCAGUCAAGAUGGACAGGAGAUGAUUGUACGCAGAGUGUGACUGUUUCAACUCCUCAAUCCGACGACUCAAACGGAGCUACGAUUGGUGGUAUCGUUGGCGGUGUGUUAGCAGUGGUCGUGGUUGUACUUGCUGUGAUAGGUGUUAUGUUUUACAGGAGAAAAGACAACGCCAGCAACAUCAACAAGGAGCACUCCAUCUACGAAGACAUAUCAGCUAUGGAACCAGACAGACACCAGGUGCAAGCAUCCCAGGGAGUAAACAGAGACGAGGAAGAGGAGAUGGAGGAGAUGGAGGAGGAGGCUGACAGAAGCUCCUACUACAACAUCAAGGCUCCAGUAAUAGUGAUGAAAGUGGCUGUGGACAAGCUAGGGGACAGGAUCAGAGAACUGCAGGCUGGUGUAGGAGGAUUCGAACGGGAAUACGGGCGGUUAAUAUCCGGGUUCACGCACCCGUAUGAAGAUUCUCAACGUGAGGAGAACAAUGGCAAGAACAGAUUCCGAGAGUAUUACCCAUAUGACUACAACCGAGUUGUCCUGGAGAAGCUCCCAGGGGAUCAAUCAUCCGACUACAUCAACGCCAGCUAUAUCAAUGGGUACUCAAUGGAUCAAGCCUAUAUUGCAGCACAAGCACCGAACAGGAAAACAGUGGGGGACUUCUGGAGAAUGAUCUACGGGAAGAACCUGACAAGGAUCGUCAUGCUGACAAACCUGACAGAGACAGGAAAGGUGAAGUGUGUCCCCUAUUGGUCAGACACGUCUGACCUCGUUGUGGAUGUCUUCACCAUCUCCGUCACCAACAUCAGUCCCAGAGCUCACUGGGUCAUCAGAGAACUCAAGGCCACUUUGAAAGAGACCGGCGAGAGUAGGCUGUUUCACCAUUUCCACUACACAAAAUGGCCAGAUCAUGGAACUCCGGAGGAAACAGCACUGAUGGAGUUUCUUUGGAGAAUAAGAAAGACACCAAACCACAAUACACCCUUGAUGGUGCACUGCAGUGCUGGGGUCGGUCGGACAGGGACAUACAUCGCUGUGGACUACCUGCUGGACCAGGCCCUGACUGAUCGGAAGGUGGACGUGUUCGGGUUUGUGAAUCUGAUGCGACAGCAGCGGAGAAAUAUGAUACAGACCAAGGAGCAGUACGCAUGCGUGUACACGACUCUCCACGAGGCACUGAUGAUGGGUGACACGACCUUGACCUCACCCGAAUUCAGGACACAAAGACGAGCAAAGAAGGUGUUCAAGAUGGGGACGACGACAGUGUCUCAGAUGAUGCAGAAAGUUAAAGUCAGCAUCGAAGAACUUAAAUCUGCUGGUCAAAUCAAGGGCCGUGUUUGGGUGAACGGACGAACAGACAUCCUAGCUGUGAUGAUGCCUUCCCAUCUGUCUGUGAAUGGCUACCUGUUAACUGAGGCCCCCUCCGUCACCACAGCGUCUCUGUUCUGGAAACUCACAGAGGAGCAGGAGUCUUCCACUGUCAUUGUCCUGCCAGACUCGCAUCAGCGUCUGGCCAGCUUCAUGCCACUUCCAGGAGACAGCCUGGACCUGAGUACUGUGAUCGUGGGUUGUUCUACUGAGACCUCACUCAACUCUGGUCUCAUCCUCAGGAAAGUCGACAGACAGAUGGAGGGCAGUGCAUCUUCCCAGUUGGUACAUGUGUAUCUCCUGAAGACCUUCCGGAAAGAUGAUAAUUCCAGUCUGUCUGACCUCCUGGAGCAUGUUGACCGCAACAUAGAGGGAAAUAACUCUCAGCCAAUAACAGUUAUAUUCAGUGAAAAUGAACGACGAUCAGCCACGUUGUUCUGCAUCCUGAGUAACAUCGUGCAGGGCAUGAAACACAACAACGAGGUGGAGAUCUACAACAACAUCCAAAAGUUGGGACAUCUGUGUGACAACAAUCUCUCACAAGCUGACGUCUCCCUGUGCUAUGACCUGGCUUCUGCCUAUCUGGAGACACAGAAUGUUUACGCCAACACGUGAUGGCA
Molecule: messenger RNA, 3193 nt
Organism: Haliotis rufescens (red abalone)
Lineage: Eukaryota; Metazoa; Mollusca; Gastropoda; Lepetellida; Haliotidae
Product: receptor-type tyrosine-protein phosphatase alpha-like
Exons: 26
Coding region: 60-3188 (1042 amino acids)
Biological process (GO): protein dephosphorylation
Molecular function (GO): protein tyrosine phosphatase activity
Source: RefSeq, a predicted model, not a curated record